Molecule: messenger RNA, 2517 nt
Organism: Ailuropoda melanoleuca (giant panda)
Lineage: Eukaryota; Metazoa; Chordata; Mammalia; Carnivora; Ursidae
Gene: CPA6
Product: carboxypeptidase A6
Exons: 4
Coding region: 1035-1343 (102 amino acids)
Source: RefSeq, a predicted model, not a curated record
AGGAGAUAGAAGGAAGUGACAUAGAGAUGAAAGGGAUGAUGUUCUACACUUGAGGACAAGACAGCCUUGAGAGGGAACCAGACAAAUACUCAAAUUCAAUGUGCUGUGCCCUUCAGUAGACAACGUACUGGUAUUAGGAGGACACAAAUGAGAUAUUAAACUAACCCGGGGGUAGUCAAGAAAGCUUUAGAGAAUCAUUUUAACUGAAAAUUAUUUCAGCUCUGUUAUAAACCAAACCCCUAUGACUUUGAUUCAACUCCCCAGGUAGAGAACAUGGGGAAAGAUAUGGUACUUUCUCUUCUAACCAGUGUUCUGGCCAUAAUAUUGGAGGGUACAGAAUCCUUGGCUAUAACUUCAGGAAAUUUGAAAAGUGUGUGUGUGUAGAGAGAUGCUGGCUCCCACUCUUUCCCAGAGUAGGAGCAGGCCUUGACACGGGGCAAAAUAGGAGUCACCCUAGAUAACACCAUUCUUACUUACUAGAGCAAAGUAUAUCCCCCCAGAUGGGUUUUCUGAUAUAUCUGGAUAGGAGAGAGGGGAUGAAAAAAAAAACGCCAUCUUCAUCACCAACAUGGAAAAAACAAGGAGAUGGUUUGCUCCAAGGUUUUUUAUUCCCCCCUAGUUUUAAGAGAGAGGAGACAAAGCAGACCUCAUUCUUAAAGACUUGCCACUCAAGGUGUGACUGAAACACCAGCAGCAUGAGCAUCACCUGGAAGCUUGUUAGAAAUGCUGAAUCUCGGGCCCCAGCCCCAAACAACUGCAUCAGAAGGGGCAGCUUAACAAGAUCCACAGGUGAUUUGAUUUCUACGCAUAUUAAAGUUUGAGAAGCCCCGCUCUAGACCAGCAUGGUGGCUGAACAUUGGAAUCACCUGAGGAGCCUUUUAAGGCACAGAUCCCACCCCCAGGAAUUCUGAUUUAAAUGGUCUGGCUUCCUAAAUGAUUCCAAAUGUGACUGAAGGUAGUAAAGCACGUGGAAGCCUCCUGUUCCUUAUAAGAACCUCGGAAAACGCAACGGGUCUGGGUGCUGCUGAUGUGGAAUGGAUACAGAGAACUCCCAGAAGCCCAGGGAAGUGGCUGCCCCUUCUUCGUGCAGCUCCUCUCAUUGCAACACUAUGAAGCUCCCCGGGAGGCCCAGGACUCGGACAGCUGCUUUUCUGCCUCUUUGCCUGCUUUUUUUGAAGAUUCUGCAACCAGGGCACAGCCACCUUUAUAACAACCGCUACGCUGGUGAUAAGGUGAUUAGACUUAUUCCCAAUACAGAAAAAGAAGCAAAUGCACUGAAGAAAAUAUACCACCAACUUAAGCCAGUGUUCAGGGCAUGUUUACCAACAUCUCCAGGCUCAUGAUGACGUGUGACCUUUGGCGUGAACAGCGAUAAGUGUGCAAGACUUGCGAUGUGCAUUGCUAGGAUGAAACACACUGGUAGAACAGUUUGCAACAGCUCUUCUUUACUCUGACAGAGCCUUGCACCAAAACUAUGCUUAACCCCCUUGCUGCUGCUUUUUUUUCCAAGAUGACUUACUGUCGUGACUUAGCACAUGAAUGGUCCAUCCUGUGAAGAUAGUUGACCAUUUGCUCUGAGUAGGCAUAGAAGAAUAAACAUUUCAUAUUUAGGUACUUUAGCUUUCUGGGUUCCUUUGAAGUAAAAAAAAGUAAUCAAUUUGCAUUGAUUUACAUAUUUUAGUACCAAAAGCUAAAUUUAUUUUUUAUUCAGUGAUAUUUAAAGAGAUAUUUAAAGGUAAUCAACAUGAGAGAAAAAAAUAAAUGAUCUUACGAGCUUAUACUCUAGUUGUGGAGAAGAAAAUAGGCAAAUGAAGAAGUAAACAAGUUAUAGACUGUAGUAAAUGCUGUGAAAGAAAUAAAUAUGAUUAAAUAGAAUGGUAUUUGAACUUUGAAAGUUCAGGAAAGGCCUCCUCAAAUAGAUAAUAAGGCUAUAACCUGUCAUGCAAAGGUCUCGAAAAAACAUUCGAGGUAAUGACCCUUGUAAGUGCAACGACAGAUUUGCCUCUCUAUGCUUGGUUGUUUGGACGGGAAUAAAGCUAGUAUGGCCAGAUUAUAGAGUAAAUACAAGGGAGAGCAGUAAGAUAUGAGGUCUGAGACACACAACCCCGGGCAAGUUCAUACAAGGCCCUGAGGAAAAGAUGAAAAUUUGGAGUUUUGUGCUGAGGACAGGAGGAAGCUAUUAAACAUUUGUAAGAGAUAUGAUGUGAUCUAAAGAAAAGCUGAUUAACACCUAUUUUAUAUGUUGUAUGUAUUAUAUACUGUAUUCUUACAAUAAAGUAAGCUAUAAAAAGGAAUGUUAAAAUCACAAGAGAAAAUGCAUUCACAGUACUGUAGUGUAUUCAUAAAACAACAACCACAACAACAACUGCAUAUGAGCAGAGCCACACAGUCCAAACCUAUGCUGUUCAAGGGUCAACUGUAUCAGACUUUAGAAGUUUGCAGGAAGGCUCCCACAGAGCCAGAAUUCAGACCUCCAAGAAAGGGCACUCCUUGGCUGAUACUGGCGUUCCCAGGAGC